Molecule: messenger RNA, 10240 nt
Organism: Bicyclus anynana (squinting bush brown)
Lineage: Eukaryota; Metazoa; Arthropoda; Insecta; Lepidoptera; Nymphalidae
Exons: 9
Coding region: 209-6160 (1983 amino acids)
Source: RefSeq, a predicted model, not a curated record
UAAUGUCAUUCUCAUUUGUCAAGUUCAUCAAGUUGUCAGUGUCAGUACUCGUAUUGCGUAAACUUUUAUCAUUGUUUUGUUUUCCGUGCGUUAUACCUUGCUUAUUUCAAUGGUAUUUUGCUAUAACUGGAUAAAGACGGGCCCUGGAUACUGGAUGGAUACUGGAUUUUGAUUUGCCACACGGCAGCGGCUACGUACCGGCUCAAAAAUGGAAUACAACGAAAUCGAAAUAACCCUAAUUCCUGAAGGGCAAGAGAAUUCAAACUCCAACACUGCUCAAGAGCUGUCUGAUGUUUACGAAGGCAGCAAUGAACCGGCGUCUAUUAGCAUAGCCACGGAAUUAUGCCAGGAGGAACCACAGUCCGAUGAUCAGGAUGAGAUGGCCGAGAUCACGAAGAACGAAAAGUCUGAACAUAACACGGAUCUCGAUAAAUUCAAAAGGAGGCUGAUUCGAGUGAUCGCACGUUUCAUGCGCAACGGUGAGGAGCCUUCUGAGAGGUUCUGGGAAGACCUCACCAAGCAGACUGACUGCAAUAGUAAACUGCUUUGGGACCGGAUGCGCGCGUUGACUAUAAAGAAGUUACGCAAACUGUUCAUAGCCGAGGACACCAUCGACAAUAUCACAAAGAUUGCGCAGCUCACGAUCACCGACUGGCUGAUGUUCGACCUCGUGGUCGCACACGAGCCGAUAGACAUCAUUGCGCAGGAUCUAUUGGAUGAACUCGAAGAAACCCCUAAGAUACUGGAAGAUCUAUUCGUUACAGUGGUGAUCUACAAUAUUGAAAACUUGAAAGGCGAUGAACUAACCAGGGCUUGGUUUCAAGCUACCAAACAUUAUAACGGCACCAAGCGCAAGUGCUCGCCCAUCCUGCUGCAGCGGCGCUGGUACCAGCUGAAGGCGCGCGUGCGGGAGAAGUUCUACCAGUUCUGGUUCCGGUAUCGCGGCUCCCAGAACAACCUGGGGGAAGCCAACCAGUUCAAACCCUCCCAGCUGGAGAUGGAGAUCGCUAAACACUUCAAAUACAUCAUAACUGGGCGAUUACCAACGUGGGAGGCGUUGAUAGAAGAACAGAGAGUGUCACUACGCGAAGACUUUGAACGUUUGCAGUUGGACAAAAGACGUAUUUUUCGGAAAGAAACUGGACCCGACCUUGAAGUUAUUGAACCACAUGUCGAAACAAUAGAUCUAGAACAAUUUACAGAUUCUGAAGAUUCUAAAGAUUCUACAUCAGUACGUGAACCAAAACAAAUUGUUAAUUUAGGAAUAGUAAAAACUGAAAAAAUUGAUGAAAUAUCUGACGACGACGAUGUCCAUAUACUAGAAUCUAUGCACAUACCUUUAGAAACAAAUGAUAAUCCAGAAUCUGAUAGUGAUUUAGUAGAUAGUAAUGCUGAUGUGGAUCUUCGAGAGGAAAUUCCUGCUGCUGAUGGAACAUUUGAUGAUACGUCAACUAACUCAAAACAAUUAUCUAGUGUAGAGGCAGUGGAGAAUUAUCCUGCCAAUACGCCUCAUACUGAUCACGCAUAUAUUUUACAAUCACAAAAAAACACCGAAGUCGGGGUUCAAGAUGAUAAUGAAAUUCUGCCCGUUAUAGUAGCAAACACUUUGAAGGAUUGUGACAUGAUAAUGCCUAAAAUAUCUAGUGUAUCUAGCGCUGCGAUAGAAGAUGAAGAGCGAGCAGAUGAUGCUGUUAAUAACGAGGUUAAUGAUAUUUUGAAAAGUGUUUCUGAAAACAUUUCAUCAAAAAAUAUAUUUGACGUACUACCAUCACCACUGCGUACGUAUAAUACUCUAUCCGGAAACUCAAAUAACCGGGAAACGCCGGAUUUAUUGGUAAAACAAAUUAUUCAAGAUGAAAUUAAUUUUAAAAACUACGAGUCACAUACUAGUUUGAAGAAUAAAGAAGAUAAACUGUUACAUUCCUUCAAUGAAGUGCCAAAUGACGUUAAUAUUUUAGACGGAAUUGAAUUAGAAGAUGAUGGGAUUGAAUAUAUAGACGAAGAUGAUGACACGGCAGAAGAUCUGCCAAAAACUAUUAAAGAAGAAAUCGAAGAUGUUGACUGUACCAAUUCGCCAACAAUUGAUUUAAAACUUCUACUAACUCCACUCGUGUAUACCAAAAAACUUGACGACAUGGAUAUUUUUCGGUUAAUUGAUUUUAAUUCAGUAAAAGAUAAACGCAUUAUUGAAAAUUGUGAUAAUGACAGUAAACCAGUCGACAAAAAAUCCGUUAAAAUGGAAGAAAUAUCUCAAGAACGUCAAUCAGCCUUUGCCAGCGAUGAAUUUAGUGAUAGUGCAUCUGAAUAUUACUCAGAAGUUGAUGAUGGUCCGGAAGUUAUCAGUUUAUCAAGUUGGUUACUAAGAAAACCUAAAAACUUAUCUUAUAACCCCAUACAACUAUGCAAAAAUCCAGACUUUAACACGAGAUUAAAAAGAUUAAGUGCUGGAUUUUUCAGUUCAGAGCGAAAUAGACACCUACUCAAAGAAUGUAAACCACUGACUAUUGAUUUACACAAAUCUUUUGAGGUUAAACUAUGUAAUAAUACUUUGUACUUAAAAGGAACAACAUCAACACAAAAUACAACGGCUGGGCUAGAAAAAAAUAAUGAAGCAAUUCCGAUACAGAGUUUAAUAAAUAAUGUAAUGAAUGAUAUUUUAGGCCCAGCCCCUUCAUCAGCAGAACAGUUAUUAAAUCAUCAACCUGUACCACAUAGUCAGUCGACUGAAAGGAAGAAAGUUAUAACUUUGCCAGAUAAAGAUCAAAUGCGUCUUAUAAACGAAAAAUUGCUUACUGCUGAAGUUACUCCAAUACAAGCAUCAAAUAAAAGACCACCCGUAAAUAUUGUUCCUAGGGAAUACAAUAGACCAGUCCAAUCGAAUACCACCGAUGUCAUUAGUAAAGCAACAGAUUUUAGAAAAAAAUUAUCUACAGUAAUUUGUGAUGACAGUUAUAGCACAAGUAUUUCUAACCAAAUUAAUUUAACUACGGAUUCCGUCAUUGAGCUUACACAAUACAGUAAAUUAAAUAUUAUAUCUACUGGCACGGUUAAUAAAAAUAGCGAUCCGGCUAAUUUAAAUCAGUCGUAUAACAUAAAUAAUAAUACCAAAAUCAUAAACACAAACAAAUCUUUGAACUCGUUAAAAACUGGUUAUAAGGCUUUAAAAAGAAAUCUACUUAAUGAACAGCAAAAAACUGGGAAAAAACGAGUUGUCGUAAAUCAUGUUGAACUAUCGUGGAAUCCAAAACGCCAAAAAUGUAUGAUUCCGGAAGAUAGACUUUUAACAUGUGAUACUGUUGACAAAAUAUUAAAUAUCUGUAAAGGAGAAGUUGAACCGAGUCUAACACCUUCGAAGUCACAAAAAAAAAUCAAUAAGGCACUAACAAGGAAAGCCUUAAGAGAAAAGACGAAGGAAGAAAGAAAUUUUAAAGAUGUUGCACUAGCCAAAAAAGUACGUGAAAUAAACAAUGAUGUAUCUUUGAUUCCUAAUAAUAAUGAAGUACCAUUUGUAAGCGAACCAGUGCCUUCUGAUAACCUAUCUACACAUGCAAGUUUCGACAAUUUAGAAAAACCGUCCGAAAAUGUAAGAAUUAAAACUACAGUGAAAAUGGGAAAAAGACAAAUAUAUUGCUGUUGGGCUCGAGAAAAAAUAGUAAAACUAAGCGAAUCUAAGAAAUGCCUAAAAAAACACAACUGUCCGCGACCUUUGUGUAAUUGCUGUUGUAGGAUAGAGCUUGUUGAAAAAAUGACAGAAAUUAGAGAAGGAAAUAACAAACCAUAUCAGAAGGAACAAACAAAUCAGACAGUCAAAGAAACAGUCACACAACCAUUAAUAGUUACUGUAUCAAGUGCACAAAAUUGUAAUAUGAUGCAAAAUCCUACACUGACAACGCGCAAGGUCUCAGUCGGCGUUAACACUGAUUAUGACAUGGACUUCGAAACAAGUUUUGCGGCUAACCUAGCAAAAUAUAAGUCAGACAGCACGGUUAGCAACGAUAACUAUUCAGCUUCAAGUAUAAAAAUAUCAUAUCCAAAUUACAUUAAUCAAUCUCAUGGUCAGACUCAGACUUUAGUAAAUUUAAUGGUUUUGGAGAAAACCGCUAAUGAAAGUAAUCGUUCCUAUAAUGACUAUUUAAAAGAUAAAAAUGUACCAGUGUUCAUAAAAAAAAAUAAUUUAUCUCUUUCCUUAAACGAAAAUAACUUAAUUAAUCCUAAAAAGAACACAAUGGUUUUAGAUAUAAACAAACCAGUUUUUUCAAUAACUCAUAGUAAUUCAAGUAAUGUUAUUAAAAAUAAAAAUAUAUUGAUAAAAAAUAAGGCGAAAAUAAUCCAUGAUAAAAAUAAUCCUCCGCCUCUUGAAUUUCAUAAAACACCAUAUCUCGCUAAUCUUACGUCUGUUAGAUCUGACUUGUUAGCAGAAAAUUCAGAUACAUCAAAUAUCAAAAAAUCAGAUAAAGUUUUGUUUUUAACAAACGAUAAGAUGAAAAACACUUUUUCUCGUAUGCCUAUAUGCUUAGGUAAAAAUAAAAUUUUACUGUGUUCGUUUGCAAGCGUUGAUUCAAAAAAUCAGUCUAAUAUUGGAAAUAUAAGUAACAAUACCAAUAAUAAUCCUAUCAGUGAUGACGUGGCCCCUUUAGUAGCUUUGCCUGAUGGUGUGAGAAUUAUUCUAUUACCUAACAAAGAGUUAGCUGUUUCUAUUGACCCUGGGAUUGAGUUAGAUUCUAAACAACUAGCUUAUUUACCAGCACUUAUGAGUUCCAUCCAAAAACAACUUGCAGAAACUAAUGUUAUAAACAAUGUUAUAAAAUCAAAUCUAGAUCCGUUAAAGAAUACAGAUGAUUCAAAAGAUCAAGAUGUUACCAUUGUAAAUAGCUGUAAUGACAUGAAAUUAGAUGAUAAGAAACAAGCUGACGAUGAAAAUAUAAAUAGCCCAGUUACAUUAACUUGUAAUGAACAAGUAGUGUAUAGCACAGAUAACAGUACUGAAAUCGAUUGUAUAAAAAACAAUAAAGAUGAUUGUGAUAAUAAAGAUAAAGAUGGCCGCGCUCUUGAUAAUAGUAACGUUAUUGAUUUGAUAGAUAAUUCUGAUGUAAACAAGAAAACCAUAUUGUCAGAUUUAAUGGAAAUGUCUGGUAUAUCGGCAGAAGAUGCUAAUGUUACACAAAGUCCUCCAAAACGAAAGUCAGAGUCCUCUCCAUCGCCCAUAUCAGAAAAACUACAAUCAAUGGUUUUUAAUCACAAUAGAAAAAAUUUAAAUAUGAAUAAUCCUUUAUACGAAAACCCGGUUGUGCAAAUGGCAUUAAGUAGAUGUCCAGAAUUGUGCAUCAUUUUCUCUUAUCAGGAACUCAGGUAUGCUUCAGAAAAUAACGCCCAGUUUUAUAAAAUGGAUAUCGAAACAGGCGUAAUAGUUCCUAUAGAAGUUGUAAUAAAAAAACAAACGCCAGGACAUGUUUCAAAACAACAUGGGGUUUCCUCAAAAACUGUUAUAGAUCUGACAGAUGACCCUGGAGAAGACGAAAUAAUGAACAUAGAAGAACAGAAUGCCGCACAAAACGAUCAAGCCGUACCAGUUAAGUUAUAUUCAUCACUCAAGCCCAAUAUAUUACGACGUCAAAGUUUACUAUUGAAUUCCGUUUCAUCUGCGGUUAAUACUGCGGAACCGAAAAAGAAGAAAAUGAUUCGAGUAAUUAAACUUAAAUAUAAAAGAAAACAACCACUGACCUGUGUAGAAAGUAUAAACUUAGAUUCAGAUGAUGACGAACCAAAAGAAGACGCAUCAGUUGAUACAAGUUCAGAAGCAAUACCAGAAAAGACAAAAUCUGAUGAUGAUUCCGAGUCUGACGAUGAACCAUUGGCGUUUAAGGCGAAACGGAUCAAACACUCUUUAGUACCCAAUCAUUCUGAGGAGCCUAAUGAAUCAUUGAACCGAAUUACUGAAAAUGAAGACCAAAAAGGGGUUGUUGAUACUCAGAAUGUAGAAAACGUUACUGGCGAGGUUAAAGAGGUACCAGAAUGUGCUACAAUCGACGCCAAUUUUGAAAAUCUAAACGAUGAUUGUGUCAAUUCGACGCCCCUGUUAGAACCUGUAGAACUCGGGCCUUUAACAUUCGACGAUAACGUUCACGAGUCUUCAGAAGAAGAUUGUAUACUAGGUGUUUAAUGGAAUUUAAAUCAUAAUAGUACAUUAUGAUAUAAGUGCGGUAAGUUGAAUAUUACAGCCUAGGUGAUAUUGCCAAACUCGAGCCGAAUGCGAGAGCUUUAAGGAAGAAGAGGCUGUAAUUAUUUGUCAAACUUCACGUAUGUCAUACGAAGUUUUAUAACACAUUUACGAGAAAACAGAGAGAGAGAAAAAAAACACACUUUGAACACACUUUCUGAAAAUGAAUUUGCAUCUUUGUUUUUGCCUGUUUUCCAUGAGAUGCAUAUGAUGACAUUUUGACACGCUGUCAUUUUUACACAGAUUUCGCUAUCUGUGAGCAGCAUCGUUUUUUUUAGGCAAAUGCAACAAAAACACUCAGUAUUACUAAUAAAGUAAAUUAAUAUUUUUGUGUUUCUGUUACAGAUAAAUGUUGUAAUUUAUUGUCAAAAUUAUUAAAAUGAAAAAAUUACUUGACUAUUUAUUAUAUUUUUAUCUCACAAAGUUAAUUUUAUUCCUAAAAUGUUGAGCACUUUUCUGACAUAAAAACGUUUUGCUGAGGUUUAAAAAAGUACCGUUCGUUUUUAUACAGGGUGUGGCGUAAAUAAUGGAUAACCCUGUACCUGCCGAAGAGCCUCCAAAUGGGCUAUUCGAAUAUAGAUUUUUUUUUAUUUAUUGAAGUUUCGUUUUGAGAAAAAUGGCUUAAGUCAUGUUUUUAUAAAAAUGGGUACUUUCACUUACUAAUUUUGCUACAGUAAUCUCAAAUUUUGGAAUUUUCUUUUUCUGUUUUUUUUAUAAUAUAGCUUAAGAGUUGUGCUACUGUUAUUGAUAAGGAAUUUCUAAUUCGUUACUCUAGUUUUGGCAAAAAUUAACAUGAAAGUUCAAAAAAGCCUUAUUGAUUAUUCAGUUUGUUAAUUUUGUACAUCAUAUGGUUUAAAAAAUCUCUAUUAGAACUGAUUUGCCCAUUAUCUUAAAAACAUGCUUGCUUAAUGCAGAUUCCGAAACGGUAUAAUACUUAUUACAUAUCGCGAUAUUUACGAAAAAAAUUGGCAAUAGUCAAGAACAUGUCCUUGUUUUAUUUUUAUUAAGUAAAUUAUUAAGCUAUCACAAACAAAUUAUCUAUUGCAAUUUAAGUUGACUAGGUUUACCAGUGGGUGUGUGGGUUGUUUUAAAAAAUAAAUAAAAAACAUAAAACGAUUUUUUUUUAUUGAAAAAGCUAAAACACAAAAGUUUACAUUUUAAACUAAAUGUUCAAAAUGGCCGCCAUUUGCGGCAAUGCAGGCCCUGCAACGACGGAUGAAUGACCUUUUCAGGCGUCGUACAAAGCCAGAUCUCUUUAUUUCGUCAGCAGCUUGAAAAAUCCGGACCUUUAAUUGUUCCAGGGAUGUUAUCUCCGUCUUGUAGACCUUUUCUUUUAAACAUCCCCAGUAAAAAAAGUCGAGAGGAUUCAGAUCAGGAGAUCUUGGCGGCCACAAAAUGGGUCCUAAACGACCAAUCCAUCUCUCAUUGUAUUCAUCAUUCAGGUGAUCCCGGACAAUGCGUGCGUAGUGAGCAGGGCAACCAUCAUUUUGUAACCAGUGGUUAUCUGGCACAUUUAAACUUCUUAAUUGUUGUGGUAAAAUAUUUUGCAGAAAAUUUAAAUAAAUGGGACCCGUUAGUGUCUCCGGUAGUUCAAUGGGCCCAACUAUUUGACCGUUUAAAAUUCCCGUCCAAAGAUUUACUUUAAAUUGGACUUGAGCACGAUCUUGUCUACAUUGUCUGGGGUUCACUGCCUGCCAACUAUGGAGGUUGUGCAAAAUUGAGGUAGCCAUUUCGUCUACAACUUGAUUCAUCGCUCCACAAUAUUUUGUUAAAGAAAUCUGUAUCAACUCUUAUUUUUCGUAACAUUAUUCGGCAGAAAUGCACUCUCGGCGCAUAAUCCCUUGUCAUAAGAGUCUGCACUCUCUGAAAAUGCAAUAGAUAAAACCUAGUCAACUUAAAUUGCAAUAGAUAAUUUGUUUGUGAUAGCUUAAUAAUUUACUUAAUAAAAAUAAAACAAGGACAUGUUCUUGACUAUUGCCAAUUUUUUUCGUAAAUAUCGCGAUAUGUAAUAAGUAUUAUACCGUUUCGGAAUCUGCAUUAAGCAAGCAUGUUUUUAAGAUAAUGGGCAAAUCAGUUCUAAUAGAGAUUUUUUAAACCAUAUGAUGUACAAAAUUAACAAACUGAAUAAUCAAUAAGGCUUUUUUGAACUUUCAUGUUAAUUUUUGCCAAAACUAGAGUAACGAAUUAGAAAUUCCUUAUCAAUAACAGUAGCACAACUCUUAAGCUAUAUUAUAAAAAAAACAGAAAAAGAAAAUUCCAAAAUUUGAGAUUACUGUAGCAAAAUUAGUAAGUGAAAGUACCCAUUUUUAUAAAAACAUGACUUAAGCCAUUUUUCUCAAAACGAAACUUCAAUAAAUAAAAAAAAAUCUAUAUUCGAAUAGCCCAUUUGGAGGCUCUUCGGCAGGUACAGGGUUAUCCAUUAUUUACGCCACACCCUGUAUAGAUGUUUAAAGGUUUAUACUACAUUACAGCACAUGUGCGUAAUGCGAUACAUUACGAUAUUGAUAUUGCAAGGACAUGUACUUGACUAUUGCCAAUUUUUUUCGUAAAUAUCGCGAUAUGUAAUAAGUAUUAUACCGUUUCGGAAUCUGCAUUAAGCAAGCAUGUUUUUAAGAUAAUGGGCAAAUCAGUUCUAAUAGAGAUUUUUUAAACCAUAUGAUGUACAAAAUUAACAAACUGAAUAAUCAAUAAGGCUUUUUUGAACUUUCAUGUUAAUUUUUGCCAAAACUAGAGUAACGAAUUAGAAAUUCCUUAUCAAUAACAGUAGCACAACUCUUAAGCUAUAUUAUAAAAAAAACAGAAAAAGAAAAUUCCAAAAUUUGAGAUUACUGUAGCAAAAUUAGUAAGUGAAAGUACCCAUUUUUAUAAAAACAUGACUUAAGCCAUUUUUCUCAAAACGAAACUUCAAUAAAUAAAAAAAAAUCUAUAUUCGAAUAGCCCAUUUGGAGGCUCUUCGGCAGGUACAGGGUUAUCCAUUAUUUACGCCACACCCUGUAUAGAUGUUUAAAGGUUUAUACUACAUUACAGCACAUGUGCGUAAUGCGAUACAUUACGAUAUUGAUAUUGGUAAAAUAAGCGAUACUUUGCGAGUGUUAUAAACUAUUAUAAUAUAAUCAUUAUUAUUAUUAAUACCUUCAAUUUAAAAGUGCAGGUUUCGGACGCUUACUUACAUUAUUGUAAUUACAAAAUUAAUAAUUGUUUCAUUGAAUAUUCAAAUUGUAGGUAUAUACAUACCUAAUAUAUUUAUGAUAAGACUUAACUACUUUUUUUUUAAAGAUAAACUUUAUUUUUACCUUAACGUACGAGUUUCAAUAGAAAUGUAAGUUUUUUAUAGGUGUAUUAGUCUGGUAUACCUAUUGGUACUGUGAUAUUAAAUUAUUGCUAUUAGAUUUAGGUACUGAUUUAGAGUGACCUUGGGUUCUUUUUGUAUUACAUAAAUAAUUUAUGGGUAAUAAGUAACCUAAGUAUUUUAGAAUUUAAACUAUCGUGAGUGUUAUUCACAUUAAUUUAUUAUGAAACCAAAACUAAUUGGGCAUACUCUGACGUUGUGUGUAUGUUUCAUAAUAAAUUAAUAUUAAGUAACGUAUUUAUAUGUGCGCGAGUCUUUAAUCUUUGUCAGCUGUAUAUAAUGUCCUGACUAGGUAAAUGAAAAAGAAAGGAAAUAAUUUUGUCUACUAGCAUACCUUAGUAAGUACCUACCUAUAGAACGCCAAAAAGUACCUACCUGUGUAGCAGCGGCGAAGAGUUCCUGCAAGCCGAUGCCCGCCGGGUUACCUUUAAAAAUCCAUGCAUAUUCAUUGUUGUAGUGUGUCUAGUUAAAUGAGAAACCAGAGUUUGUAUCACGUUAUAUGAAUUUGCUUUUUCAUUGGGACGGCUUACCUUCAUCUAAAUUCUAUACUUCGCCACUGCUGUGUAGGUACAUGCGUCGACGUUCUUUAGCGGAUAAGUCCUUACCAAGAAAUUAUGUUUAGUAAUAUUUUAGGUAUAGGUAUGUUUUAUUUAAGUACCUACAAAAUAAUGAAA